GACCCUGUCCACGUUGAACAGCGUGAUGCUUCACAGCGACGCGUCUUUAUCCUCACCACGGAGCUUUCAGCCGCGGACCUAGAAACAGGAGAGGAGCCAGCUGCCUGAAGCUGAACCAACUGUCCCACAUUUCCGCCUUAUAAUGAUCGCUGCGGCGUUUUUAGUCCUGUUGAGGCCCUACAACAUUCAGUGUGUCUUGUUGUUAUUGUUGCUGCUGCUCGGUACCGUUGCGACUAUUUUAUUUUUCUGCUGCUGGCACCGGAGACUCAGUAAUGGGAAGCAUCCAAUAAAAUCGGUUCUCUCCGGCGGACGCUCCAGGAGCCGCGUUGGUCUCCGAACGCAUCAUUUUCGAUCAGAGUGUUUCAGGCACAGUCCGCGUCACUUAAGAAGGAGCAUACAUGCUCGAGUGACGGAAGAAAAGCCUAAUCUGGUCGAGGUUCCAGAGAGUGAACCCGACUUGCCGUCGACUCUGAGAAAACGGAAGGUGAAGAAGAGGGUCCUGCCUGAGUUUUACCAGUCGGUACAAGUCACUCCUACACGUAAAGUUAGCUCCAGUUCAGGGAACCCUUCCCUGCACUGCUCCAUGUCUUCCUCGGCGGACAUCUCGGACGAGGACGAUUACAGCGUGAAAUCUGGAUCCGCGUCACCCGCUCCCGGGGACACUUUACCCUGGAACCUGCCGAGACAUGAGCGGUCCAAGAGAAAAAUCCAGGGAGGAUCCGUGCUGGACCCGGCGGAGAGAGCCGUGCUCCGGAUCGCAGAUGAAAGAGACAGAGUGCAGAAAAAGACCUUUACAAAAUGGAUAAAUCAGCACCUGCUGAAGGUACGAAAGCACAUAAAUGACCUCUAUGAAGACUUAAGAGAUGGACAUAACCUGAUCUCGCUGUUGGAGGUUUUGUCUGGAGAUACACUGCCGCGGGAGCGUGAUUUUCUGAAGACUUUGCGGUUGCCUCGGGAGAGAGGAAGGAUGCGUUUCCACAGACUCCAGAAUGUACAGAUAGCCUUGGAUUAUUUAAAGAGGCGGCAGGUCAAACUUGUAAAUAUCAGAAAUGAUGACAUCACAGACGGCAACCCCAAACUGACUCUGGGAUUGAUCUGGACCAUAAUUUUGCACUUUCAGAUCUCAGAGAUCCAUGUCACAGGGGAGUCUGAGGACAUGACAGCCAAGGAGAGACUACUGCUUUGGUCCAAACAGAUAACAGAUGGUUAUGUAGGUGUGCGGUGUGAAAACUUCACAACAUCCUGGAGGGAUGGCAGGCUGUUUAAUGCCAUCAUUCAUAAAUACAGACCAGAUUUGGUUGACAUAAGUCGUGUGUCGACGCAGACCAAUCGCUCAAAUCUGGAGCAAGCAUUUAGUCUAGCUGAACAGCUGGGGGUGGCCAGGCUGCUCGACCCUGAGGACGUUGAUGUUCAGUCUCCUGAUGAAAAAUCUGUGAUCACAUACGUCUCAACGCUGUACGAUGCCUUCCCUAAAGUACCUGACGGCGUUGAUGGAAUUAGUCCUAAUGAUGUUGAUAUCAAAUGGGUGGAGUACCAGAACAUGAUCAAAUACCUCAGUCAGUGGAUCAAACACAACGUGGCUGUGAUGUCAGACAGAUCUUUCCCCAACAGCCCUGUAGAACUAAAGGCACUUUAUAAACAAUAUCAGCAAUUUAAAGAACGUGAAAUUCCACUCAAAGAAAACGAGAAAACAAAAAUCCAAAAUCUCUACAAAAUGCUUGAGAUGUGGAUCGAGUUUGGACGUAUUCAGUUACCCCCAGGUCAUCAUCCGAACGACGUGGAGAAGGAAUGGGGCAAAUUAAUUGUUGCUAUGCUGGAAAGAGAAAAGAGCCUGCGGCCAGAAGUGGAAAGGCUGGAGAUGUUGCAGCAGAUUGCCAACAGAGUCCAGCGGGACUGUGUUAAUGGAGAAGACAAGCUGGCUUUGGCGAGAACAGCCCUCCAGUCGGACACAAAACGUCUCGAAUCUGGUAUACAGUUCAUGAACGAAGCUGAGGUUGCGAGCUACCUGUUGGAGUGUGAGAAUAUUCUCAGGCAACAAGUUGUGGACAUCCAGAUUCUUCUGGAUGGAAAGUUUCCGUUUGCAGAUCAGCUUGUUCAAAGAGUAUCCAAACUCCGAGAUGACCUUCUGACCCUUCGAGCCGAGUGCUCCUCUGUGUACAGCAAAGGUCGCGCCCUGACAACGGAGCAAACCAAGCUGAUGAUCUCCGGCAUCACGCAGAGCCUGAACUCUGGCUAUCCCCAAAACAUCAAUGCAAGCUUGACACCAGCCAUUAAUCCUGCACUUACCUCAGGGGAAUUGGGUACCCCUGGGUCCACCUUCACCUCUGGCCUUACACCGUGCCUGACUCCGUCCUUAACCCCAGCCUUGACCCCCAACCUGCAGCCUUCAACGGUACAGAGCUACAUGGGAAACGGCGGCGGCAUGGAGCCGGCUAACCUCAUGCAUCUGAAACACAUGCAGAUCCGAAAGCCCUUACUAAAGUCUUCACUGGCAGACCCCAGCAUGACGGAGGAGGAGGUCAACAUGAAAUACGUUCAAGACCUCCUGAACUGGGUGGAAGAGAUGCAGUUACAACUCGAGCGAUCGGAGUGGGGAACUGAUUUGCUAAGUGUGGAAAUGCAUUUGGACAACCAUAAAAGUGUCCACAGAGCCAUUGAAGAAUUCCAAAUGAGUCUUAAAGAUGCCAAACUGAGUGAAAUUCAGAUGACCAUACCCCUAAAGCUGACUUAUUCUGAUAAACUGAACAAACUGGAAAGGCAGUAUGAACGGCUGUUGAGCUGCUCACGGGAGCGGCAGACCAACCUGGAAUGCCUUCARGACUUUGUGUCACAGGCAACACAAGAGCUCAUCUGGCUGAAUGAGAAGGAGGAAGAGGAGGUUGCCUUUGACUGGAGUGAUCGCAACAGUAACAUCUCCAAGAAAAGAGACUAUCAUGCAGACCUAAUGAGGGAGCUGGAUGAAAAGGAGGAAGCCAUCAAGUCUGUGCAGGACAAGGCGGAGCGCCUCAUGCUCAAGAACCACCCAGCCAGGCUAACAAUUGAAGCGUACAAAGCUGCAAUGCAGACACAYUGGAACUGGAUUUUGCAGCUCUGCUCAUGUGUAGAACAGCAUCUUAAAGAGAARGCUGUUUAUUUUGAGUUUUUUAGUGACGCCAAAGAGUCCAUGGACUACCUUAAAAAUCUACAAGAUUCCAUUCAAAGAAAGUUCAGCUGUAACCGAUCGAGCAGCCUGCACAGGUUGGAGGAUCUCAUCCAGGAGUCCAUGGAUGAGAAAGAGCAGCUUCUUCAGUACCGCAGCACUGUAGCAGGGUUAGUGGGCCGGGCCAAAAAUAUUGUGCAACUGAAACCGCGGAACCCUGAAACUCCCCUCAGGUCCUCCAUUCCUGUCAAAGCAAUCUGUGAUUAUCGGCAAAUAGAGAUUACCAUUUAUAAAGACGAUGAGUGUGUGUUGGCCAAUAACUCUCAUCGAGCCAAGUGGAAAGUUAUCAACCCAGCAGGGAACGAGGCCAUGGUACCGUCGGUUUGCUUCACUGCACCUCCGCCUAACAAAGAGGCUGUUGACAUGGCUGCCAGAACCGAGCAGUUGUACCAAAAUGUCCUGGCACUGUGGCACCGCUCCCACGUUAACAUGAAGAGCGUGGUGUCCUGGCAUUACCUCAUGGGRGACAUACGUGCCAUCCGCAACUGGAACGUGGCCUCCAUAAAGACGAUGUUGCCAGGCGAGCAUCAGCAGGUCUUGAGCAACCUGCAGUCCCACUUCGAGGAGUUCCUGGAGGACAGCAAGGAGUCAGAGGUGUUUACAGUGGCAGACCGCAAUCAGCUGGAUAGAGAUGUGGCAGCCUGCAAGGAAUAUUACCAGGAACUGCUCAGAUCUGCAGAGAGAGAGGAACACGAGGAGUCAGUGUACAAUCAUUACAUCUCCGAAAUCCGCAACUUCCGCAUGCACCUGGAGGCCCACGAAGAACACCUGAUCAGGCAAAUCCGUACGCCGCUGGAAAGAGACGACCUGGAGCAGAGUCUGCAGCGCAUCACUGAGCACCAGAGGAAGACAACUGAGCUGGAAAGGAUGAAGGAUGAUCUGGACGUCCUGAAGGAGAAGUGCGAGGUGUUCCUCCGCCAGGCCGCGGGUUCUCCAUCUGCGUCGACGCUCUCCUCCGAGCUUUCUGUCCUCCUUCAAAGCAUGAACCAAGUGCACUCCAUGUCCUCCAUUUAUAUGGACAAACUGAAGACAGUGAGUCUAGUGGUGAAGCACAGUCAGAGCGCGGAUGCUCUUGUUAAAGCCUACGAGUCCAAACUUUAUGAAGAAGAGGCCACAAACUCUGACAUCAAAUCCAUUGAAAGUGUCAUUUCUACACUUAAGCAAUGGCGGACAGAGAUCGAUGAAAGGCAGGAGGUGUUCCAUGACAUGGAGGAUGAGCUGCAGAAGGCUCGUGUCAUCAGCGACCGCAUGUUCAAGGCCCACAACGAGCGGGACUUUGAUCUGGACUGGCACAAAGAGAAGGCGGAUCAGCUGAGUGAGAGAUGGCAGAACAUUCAUUUGCAGAUUGAUAGCAGACUCCGGGAUCUGGAUGGCAUCAGCAAGUCUCUGAAACACUACAGAGACUCCUACUUGAGUCUCGAUGAAUGGAUCAGAGAACUGGAAACGGUGCAGCUAAAGGCCCAAGAAAACAAACCUGAUGACAGCAAAGCUCUUGCUGAGCUAUUAAACAAACAAAAGGUUCUCGUUGCUGAAAUUGAACAAAAACAGAGCAGGAUUGACGAAUGUCAAAAGUACUCAGAGCAGUACUCCUCUUCUAUUAAGGAUUAUGAACUUCAGCUGAUGACGUUCAGGGCGAUGGUCGACUCCCAGCACAAAUCUCCUCUGAAGAAGCGGAGGAUCCAGAGCUCCUCUGAUGCUGUUKAGCAGGAGUUUAUGGAUCUUCGGACCCGUUACACUGCUCUUGUGACUCUAAUGACCCAGUAUGUAAAGUUUGCCAGUGAAACUCUGAGGAGAACAGAAGAUGAGGAGAGAUCUGUUGAUGAGGAAAAGCGAGAGCAUGGGGAUAAAGUUAGCAAACUGUUGCACUGGGUGUCCGAUGUGAAACAGACAAUGAGCAAUGAUGGGCAGGCUCUGAGAGAUAGUAAUGCCAACACAGACGCUUCAAAUAAACACCAGGUGUCUGUUGAGGAAAUGGUGUCUAAAAAGGAUCAGAUUCAAGAAGCGCUCUUGGCCACACAAAUGAUGCUUAACAAACAUGGUGACAAGAUGACAGAAGAGGACAGAGAGAAGACCCAGAAGCAGCUUAAGGCUCUCAGUCAGGCUUACAGAGAACUCACUCAACAGUGUUCAGACCAGACAACCUCUGCAGACGAGGUUUCAAAAAUCUCUAAUGGGACUGGUGCUGGAACCACAACUGGACCGUCUAAUCAAAUGCCUCCUGUCACUAUUCUAGACGGCCUCACGAGCCCCAGCUUCUUCCUGUUUGAGCCCCAGGUCCAUCUGGACUGGGAUAAAAGUCUAACAAACAAUCACAUGCACACACCCACAAUGAACCCCUUCCCAGAGGAUGAAGAGAACAAAUACAUACAAAGUUCACAUUUCGCCUCCGUGUCCCUGUCUGAUGUAGCAGCAGUUAGGGAAGAAUCGAGUGGUGAGGCUUUGGUCAUUAAACUUAUAGAAACCACCCAGGUCAGUGGUGGAGUGAAUGUGUGCAACACAGGGGAUGUGUUGACCCUGGAGAAAGCAUUUGGGUGUGGUUUAAUCCCUGCUUCUGUCUAUGUAAAGGUUCUGCAGAGGCAGAAGGCUUGUCAGAAUGUGAAGACGCUAGGCGUGGCUGAAAAUUUGUGGCAUUUUGAGCCUGAAGAGAAGGUUAAUCAUAGUGAGGUUAAUGGACUGAUAUUGAAGUGUCUCAGUGGAGGCAAAUCACUGGCAUCAGAGAGGAAAAUGAAGACUCUGAGGUCUGCGUGUGGUGGUUUAAAUAAUCACGAGACCCGAUCAACACCAUUAAAGCAUGAAAGUGUAGCUGAUGUAUCAGAGUGUGUCGAUGGUGAGCUGAGAGUGGAUGUAGCGGUUCAGUGUGAUUUGAUGAACUCCAGCAGCACUCUUAUUGUGCUGGGACAUCAACAGCAGUUUAUGGGACUUGUAUUGCCUCUUUCUGGGGUAACUAUGUCCUCCUCAUUCCAGCAAAUGACCAACAGCGAGUACACCAGCAAACUGUUUAGUAAUCGAGGAAAAAUAGCCGCUUUUUACAUUCCAGAAAGUUCUGAAGUAAUAGAAAUCACCUCUGCUGUUGAAAACGGUUUCAUCGACAGCUGCACAGCAGACAUUCUGAAAUCUGUUGAAAUUCCUGAUGAGUUUCCUGACAUUCACCACCUCAGUGAAAGGUAUUCAACAUGGCUUAUGUAUAAAAAACUAGCAGUUGAUAGAUGGUGUCAUCCUGCAGAUGUUUCCGAACUGAACCUCCUCACUCCCGCAGAGGCAGGACAGUUAUUCAUUUCAUACUUGAUGAUUAACAGCUACAUUGAUCCGAGGUCACUUCAGAGGGUUUUGAUAUUCGACAGUCGGUUAAAUGAAACGACUCAAGCUUUUCUUAAAGACCCAAUAUUUUCUCAAAAUCUCACUUUCAACAUCAGUGAUCAYUCAGAACAGGCAGAUGUUGAGGUAUUGUUGCAAAUAAACGAGGAAACAGGAAAGGUAAUAAAAAACAUGCAGACGGACAGCAGGGAUACGCUUGAUGAAAACAUAAUCCAGGCAUUUGAGCCUCAUAGUUCCACUUGUCUGAGCAAAACGGAAGUGAUAUUUGAUAAACAAAUUGUCGUAAAUGACAAUUCUCCAAAUCAAGAACCUGUAAAGGCAUGUUUUGCAGUUGAUUGCACUGACAUGAAUAACACAGAACKUGAUGAAGUGGGAAGAGGUAGCUUUCAGAACAGCAAAAAAUGGGCAAAAUCUGAUGACUCUGAGGAGAAAAUGAGUGAAAAUAGUGUAAAACAUGACACUAAAGAUGUUAGAGAAAAUUAUGAUGCUCCAUGUCUGAAAGUGCCAUUUGUUUCCACGUUAUGCCCUGUUAAAAAUAAAAACCCUGACUCAUCAUCCAAGAUAUUUGCAAAUGAGGCCACGGUUCAUCAGAUGCUGCCACGCUGUGAUGCUGAGUCACUGUGCAGUGAAUCAGAAAGUGAUGACAUGCACCAAGCUAAACCUUUCUGCUCUGUUGAUGUGAUGGAAAUUGAAAGUGAAUAUGAGCAUGCUUUCCAACUUAUGCAAGCGCAAGUAGAUGAAUCAAGCAUUGUCGAAAUCAUCUCUGGCUCAUCUACAAAMGACCUCACAGAGGAGCACAGAGUACUGGAGCUGGAUGAACUGGAGUUACUUGAUGAAACAGAUGUUUUAGGUGGUGAGGAAAACACAUUUUUGAGUCUAAAACAUGCAACCCAAGAAGACCAAAGCUUUUUGAGAUAUGAUCGCAAUCCUAAUCAGACAUUGGAGCUUGAAUCAGGUGAAAAUUUGGACUCAGAUUCCGAAUCUAGCAUUUAUCCAGAAAUAAACUACUUUUCUGAUGAAUCUGAAGAUCAAACUGUGGCUUUAAAUAAUCUUUACAGAACUGAAAACAUGCAGCAGCGAACUGAGAGGAAGAUGGUUGACACAGUGUUUGAUUUACCAAAUGAAAGGGCUAAUGAAGAGGUAGAGAGUUCAAAACAACAUAGACAUUUGGAAACAGAUAGGAUUCUUGUGAAUCAAUCCUUUUCCGCAGAUAGUGGUCAUGAAUUUGUGAUGAUCUCACCUUCCCGUUGGAGUCAGGUUACCGCAGACUGUGAUUCUCACGAAGAUAAACAGGCUUUCCUGGCAGACAGUGACUCACAGGUCAUGAUCAAUAGAGAGAAGACAGAUGCGGCAGAUGAGUGCAGUGUGAUAGAGAACUCUGCUCUAGCAAUGCACUUAAAUGCAUCAUGUCUGAGUGACAGCACCUCAAAUCCUGACUCAGAAAACCAGGCGCAACACAUCCCUCUACCUUUUAACGGUCCGGAGUCUGACAACCAGCCCACUGAUGUUUUUUUCAGUGAUGAACUUGAUUCCCAGGAGAAAACUCAUGCAGGUAGUGCGAGGGAAUUUGGCACAUUUUUAUUAUCUCACAUUGAUCUGUUUGGGGAAAGUAGAACAGAAAGUAACACAAGUGAUGCUCACUCGGCUUUGAGCAGUGAGCCAGGUAAAUCCUCACCUGGGAAUUUGGCUGAAAUGACAAAAACCGUAUUCUCAAGGGAUCUUGAAGACUUUGACAUGAAGUGUCCAGACGAUGGCAGCAGCCUUGCGUUGCCUCAGCAAACGAUGCUUUGUUCAGAAAGUGUUGGAUUUCAGUCUAGUUGCUGCCAAAACAUCCCGAGCCAGAAUGACCCUGCUUGUGACAAAUCUGCACAACAAUCAAACUCUCCUGACAUAUCUGCUUUUUUCAUUGACUCAAACACAGUGAGUCGCACAAGCAAUGAUGUGGAAGCUCUAGCUUUGACUAAUAAUGAUUUUUCUAAAUCCAGAUAUAGUGGUGAAAAUGAUGUGAGGUUAGAUGAGGAGAGGCUUUCUGUAGAGAAGCAAAAUAAAGAAAUCUUUACGGUCACGACGAACACUGAGCAGAUCCCAUUAAAACAAGAGAAUGACAGUAAUAAUAAAACUGUGCCCUACUUAAAUCUACCCUCUGUACCAUCAAGCAUUGAUUUGGUACAACCUGAAACAAACCAGCGAGACGAUUUCGGAUCUCCUAAUAAACCAGACACAGUUCCUGUGCUGUAUGAAAGCUGUGUUACAGAAAAUAAACCUACGCUAAACUCUGACAUACCUGCUGUUCAGAAUACACCAAACACUGUCAAUUAUAGGAGCAGUAAUACAGAAGCUUUAACUAUAAACGAUUUAUCAAAUGCAAUWAUCAAUAAUGCAAAUGAUGCAAAGACAAGCGAGGAGAGGCUUUCCCCAGAGAGGCAACAUGAUGACACUUUAUUUCUCACUAACACUGAACAGGUCUCAAUAUCAAAACUGGAGCAUGGCAGCAAAAAUGAAAGUCUGUCCUGCUUAAAUCCACCCUCUGGAACAAUAAAACUGGACUUGGUACAACAUGAAACCAAAAUGGAUGAAGAUUUAGUAUUUUCUAGUCAACAAGAAGAAGUUCCUGUGCUGUCAGAAGUCUCUAUUACAGAACCAAUACCAGCACAACAAUCAAACUCUUCUUCUGACUUACCUGCUUUUUUAAAUUAUUUGGACACAGGAAUUAUUGUCAGUCACAAAAGCACAGAUAUGGAAACUUUAUCUUUGGCUAAUACUGAUUUGUCAGGCUCAAAUACCAGUUGUGCAAAACUUGUCCAGUUGCACGAGGCGAGGCUUUCCCCACAGAGGCAACACGAUGACACGUUGAUAGUCCCAAGUAACACAGAGCAGGCUGCCAUGUCUAAAGAGGAGGACGGCAGUAAUGACGAGCUGAAUGGCCUUAAUUUAAUCUCUGUAUCAUCACGCUUUGACUUGGUACAACCUGAGAUAAAAAUGGGAAAAGAUUUAGAAUCUCCCAGUCAACCAGAGGAAGUUCCUGUCUUGUCAGACAGCUGCUGCAUUACAGGGAAAAAUCCCACAGAGCAAUCAAACUCCUCCUCCUGCUUUUCUGCGUUUUGUAGUGACAUUAGUACAGCAAAUUCCGCCAAUCAAAUGAGCAAAGAUAUGGAAAUUUCAGUUUUUACUGAUGUUGAUUUGUCUGACUCUAUAAACAGUGGUUUAAAUGAUGUGAAGGUAUAUGAAGAGAGGCUUUCCCCAGAGAGGCAACACAACUUUUUCAUUGUCCCAAGUGAACCUGAGCAGGUCUCACAAUCCAAACAGGAGAAUGACAGUAAUAAUGGAAGUACGUCCUGCUUAAAUCCACCAUUUGCAUCAUCGGACAUUGAUCUGGUGCAACCUGAAACCAAAGUGGGAGAAAAUUUGGAAGGAACAAGUCAGCCUGUCCCAUCAGGCAGCUGUGUUCCAUCUGCUGUUUGUUCGUCAACUUGGUCCGAGAUUUGUAUCCGUGUUAAGUCUCCGGUAGUUGAGCAGGAAGACGUGACCACAGAACAUACUCAUUUCAGUGACUUGCAAAAGCCACAAGCUCAAGUCAACAACUGCGCUAAUCUUCAGCCUGUAGAAGAAGGCAGUUUUAAUGAAAGCAACAAACCUCCUGGACUGAUGGAGAUCCCUGUUACAGAUACUGUCAUGGAUUUGAUGAAGCAAAACAUUCUUACAUCUAACAACAAAAAUGUGGAGAACUCAGAACUGGCAUCACAGGAUGAAGAAGUCUGUGAGAACACAGAACAUGCUCCAAAUGUCCAACUGCAGCUUCUGCAGCUUUUUAAUACCGUUUCCUUUAACGAGGACUUUUCAGUUCUUCAAGAAAUGGUGGAGAGUCUGAGCAGUGAAACUCAGUUACAGGAAUCACAAGAGGACCAGCUUCACACACUGGACAGCAUCAAAGAAGAGAGCUCAGAGGAAGAGGAGGAGAAGUUAGCAGGAAAGGACAAAGAUGCCGGUCACACUGCUGCAAAAACCCAUCAGUCGUCUGCUCACACGAUGAAUGACUCAGAUGCCUGCAAAGCCAAAAAGUUGUUUUCCAUCCAUGAGUACCUGGAAUGUGUUGGAAGACUGCAGGAUCAUGCUGAUGUUUUAGAAGAUGUAAAAAAAGACCUUUCAAUGCAGACACCUGUGGGGAAUAGCAUGGAGGAACUGCAGAUCCAAAUACAGGAAUGUCAGUCUUUACAGUCUGAGCUGUCUAAACUGGGUGGAGUUCUGACAGCAGAUAUGGCCAAAGCUCAGGAGCUCUUGAACUCGUCUCAUGAAGACAUUCCUGUCCAAAUUCACCAAGAUUUGGCCUCGACUUAUCUGGAGUUAGAUCUGAUUUUUAUUGCCGUCUCCCAAAUGUGUACGGAAAGGAACGACUCCCUGAUUCAAGAGAUGGAAGCAGAAAAGUCUCACUUGGAAUCAGCAUACCAACAUCAUCUCAGGGAUCUUAAUGAGCUAAUGGGUCUCAUUCAAAAGCAGCCUGAGAUGUCGGAUCUAGAUUUCAACGUGUGUGAUGAGGACACAUUGAAACAUUUACAGCAAAAUAUGGAUACCGAGGGGAAUCUGGUGAAAGAAGCCAGGCUUAAAUUAGAGGACAUCACCUUUGAUAUCCAGUGCUUCGUUUCUGAGCACACUCGGUUUCUGAGUCCAUCUCAGAGCAGCCACCUCCUUAAGUUCCUCAGCAGCACACAGCGAGCGUUCAAGGAGCAAACAGAGAGGCUCAUUACACAGAGGAGUGUCUUAGAUGUCCUGCUGGACAGCAGAGAGAGAGAAAAGCAGGAAGAGUCUUUAAUGGCCAAACACAAGGAGUUUGCAGAUAAGCUGGAGGAAGUUUGUGACAAUCUCACUCUGACCGAGAACCAUCUGAUUGGUCAUCAGCAGCAGGCGGGAAAGGCUGAGUGUGUCACAGACCUUCAACAGUACCAACAGGAGCAUCAGGCUCUGCAGAAAGACGUGCUGACAAAUGCCAGUGCUUUGAACGAGGUGAUCAGCUGCACCAAAAAGUUCCUGGAGGAGAACCGCGGCAAGCUGACGCCAGAUCAGAUCGCCGUGAUCGAGAGCAAGUUGGAAGAAGCUAAAGGCAAAGCCAAGCUCAUCAACCAAAGGGCGGAGGAGUCCAGAAAAGAUCUGGAAAAGAUUGUUACAACAGCUAUAAAACAGGAGAGCGAAAAGGCAGCAGCUGUGGAGCGGCUUGAAGAAAGUAAGAACAAAAUCGAAGGUCUUCUUGACUGGAUAUCCAACAUUGGGAAUGAAAACACGAACGGCCUGGAUCAAACUGACCAUAUAAGUAAAGAAAAUGGAAACCUGCCAGAGGAAACCUCAGCCAGAGCACUGAUAGGAAAAGAUGAUGAUGCCAAUGGAAAUGCUUUACAGACUUCUGAAAAGGAUUUUGGCAGAGAGACGAAAGAGGAGAACAAUGUAUCCCUGGACCUUGAUAAACAGUAUGACAGGGUGAAGGCCCGCCACCAGGAGAUUCUAUCCCAGCAGCAGGAUCUGAUCAUGGCCACCCAGUCAGCUCAGGCUCUCCUCGACAAGCAAGCCAACGUUCUGUCUCCAGAGGAGAAGCAGAGGCUUCAGAAGAACAUCCAAGACCUGAAGAAGCGCUACGAGGCCUCCCUGACCCAGGCUGAGCAGCAGAUGAAGCAGGUGCAGUGUGUCCAGGAGGAGCUGAAGAAGUUCCAGGGGGACUGUGAGGAGUUCCAAGGCUGGUUGAAGCAGGCCGAAGGGGAGAUGGACACGCUGAGCGCUCCUGCGGGCUCGCUCAACAUUUUGGCCGAUAAGCUCCAGCAACAGAAAGUUUUCGCAGAGGAUGUGAUCUCCCACAAAGGGGACCUUCGCUUUAUCACUAUUUCGGGACAGAAAGUGCUUGACGUGGCUAAAGCUUGUGGACUGUCAGACCACGCGGAUACCAAUCCUCUGCUGCACGUGGAUACUUCAGGGACCUGUUCUGCUGUCAGGGACAAACUGGAUGUAGCAGCCAGCCGAUACAAAACACUGCAUACACAGUGCAAUGUGCUUGGCAAUAACCUCAAAGAAGUAGUGGAUAAGUUCAAAACGUACGACGACUCGAGCACUGAUCUUUUGAAGUGGCUCAACAUCUCAGAGGAGGAAGCAAGGAAGCAACAAUCAGAGGCCAUAGCAGCUGAUCCACAGAUACUGCAGAAACAGCUGGAGGAGACCAAGGCUUUACAGGGUCAGAUGACAGGACAUCAAACUGCUAUUGACACAUUACAAAAAACAGCAGAAUCAUUAAUAACAUCUGAAGGAAACCUCCUCAGCAAUCCAGACGACAUCCAGGAGACAGUUGAUGAGAUCGUUGAGCGCUACGACAACCUUUCGAAGUCUGUGGGUGACCGCAACGAGAAACUGCAAAUCACCCUCACCCGCUCCAUGAGUGUCCAGGAUGGUUUGGAUGAGAUGAUGGGAUGGAUGGAGAGAGUGGAGGCCAGUGUGAAGGAGAAGGAGCAAGUACCCCUGGACUCUGCAUCUAUUGGAGACAUGCUCAAUAAAGAAGCAGCUUUAGAGCAGGACAUACUGAGUCGCCAGAGUAGCAUCGCAGCCAUAAAAGCCAAAGUGAAGAAGUUUGUGGAGACGGCAGAUCCCUCAGCAGCUGAGCUCCUGGAGUCAAAGAUGGCUUCUCUCUCACAGCGCUUCACUGACGCCUGCGAUAAGCACAAGCAAAAAGUUUCCCACCUGGAGCAAGUGAAGGAAAAGGUUGAACAGUUUGAAAACAUCUCAGACAAAAUCCAACAGUUUGUCAUGAAGCGGUCUCAAGAGCUGCAGGAAACAGACGGACCUGGGAAAACCUUCAACGAAAUGUCUCAACUAACACAGAGCACUAAGACUGAGAUGACUGAGUAUGCCAGUGAUAUGGAGAAGCUGCAGAGUCUGUCGAAGGAGCUGUCAGAAAUAAGCUAUGAUGGAAACAAAGCCAAACUUCAGAGCAAGAUGGACAAGGUCUCAAAUAUUUUUAGCACCUUCAAGGACACAGUUAAAGAAAAGGAAGAAGAGCUGUCGUCUUGUCAGGACCAGCUGGGAGAGUUCAGAUCUGCAGUCUGCGCUCUCACCAAGUGGCUGGAAGAGACCAAUGGCAGAGUACCUGCAGCCCAGCCAAGCAGCAGUGAGAAAAAUCUGAAGAAGGAUCUGCAGACAGUCACUAGUUUAUUAGAGGAAUGGACGUCCAAAGGGCCUGCUGUCCAAGACCUGAACACUAAAGGGUCUGCAUUGUGCAGCCUGAUCACUUCUCUCACAUCUCCUGCCAAGAGUAAGACCCCCAACAUGUCAGUUCUUACUAAUGGUGGUGGUCCAGCAAGCCACAGCUACCUAACCAAUAAAGAGUUGAUGGGGAUUCAGCAGAACAUGUCGUUUGUUAAUGAGGUGUACGCCAGCCUUGGAGAAACGCUGAAGAGUCAAAAAGAGCAGCUAAGUGGUUUGCUGCAGGAGGUGAAAGAGACCCAGAAAGAGACGGAGGACAUGAUGACAUGGCUGAAGGACAUGAAAAAGACAGCAGAGUCCUGGAACAGUGCAGCCGCGGGUAAAGACUCUGUGAAAACGCAGCUUGAGCAGCAGAAGGUGUUUGAAGAUGGGAUGAAGAGGAAGCAGGAGCAGAUUCAGAAGCUAAGAGAGAAGCUUCUGGGCUUGAUCUCAGCCCAUCCUAACGCCCCUGAAGCAACAACGUGGAAGAACAUGCUUUCAGAAAUAGAUGCUUCAUGGGCAGAAAUCAGUGGCUCCGUAGAGGAAAGGAAGCAGCACCUGGAGCAAUCCAACAAAAAUCUAGAUGUCUUCCAGUCAUCAGAGCUGCAGCUUGGCCAGUGGCUCUCAGAGAAGGAGCUGAUGAUGAGUGUCCUUGGACCCCUCUCUAUAGACCCAAACAUGUUAAAAAUGCAAAAGCAACAAGUUCAGAUCCUCCAGAAUGAGUUCAAGAGCCGUAAACCUCAAUAUGAACAACUCGAGGAAGCAGCUGCUGCCAUCCUGAACUCGACAAGCAACCUGGAGCCUUCAAAUGGAAAGCUGGUGGAGGAGAAACUCACUGCUGUCACCCACAAAUGGCACGGCCUCACAGGACAGCUGGACCAGCGAGACAGCCUGAUCGACCAGGCGGUGGUGAAGACUGGGCAGUUUCAGGAGUUACUGAGGAGCCUCAGUAACACCGCCACACAGCUGGAGAACCAGCUCACCAACCAUCACACCAACAGUAGCCAGCCUGAUGCCGUGAAGAAGCAGCUGGAGGAUGUCCAGAACAUUUCAGCUCAACUGAGGGAGGAGAGGAAGAAGCUGAAGCAGGCUGAGGCCAUCAAUGCAGAGCUCUCAGCGUUAGUGACUGAGGACUACCUGAAAGCAGAUCUGGCGAGGCAGCUGGAAAGUGUCAGCAAACCUUUUAAACAGCUGGAAGACAAAGCAGCAAAACGAAUCGAGCAAUUGAAUUCAACCUUUGCCAGCUCUCAACAGUUCCACCAAACCUCCAAAGACUUCCAGUCAUGGCUGGGCGAGAAGCUCCAGGAGCAAUCAAAACCUCCGUCCGUCUCGGCCAAAGUGGACGUCUUGCAGCAAACCCUCGAGGAGCACAGCCAACUCCAGAGAGCUCUCAAAGAUCACGAGGAGGCCUAUGGCACAAUCACCGCUGAAGGAGAAAUGCUGCUGCAGAGUGUCAACGGCGCCGAAAAGUUGGCCCUGCAGGGACAGCUCACUGCCCUCGCAUCCAACUGGGAAGAGGUGAAGAAGGGCUCUGCUGAGCAAGCUGGCAAACUCCAAGCCGCUCUCCUGAGAUCUCAGAAAUACCACGAGCACGUCGAGAAGCUGAGCUCAUGGAUUCGGGAUUGCGAAGCCAACGAGGGUUGUGUCAAGCUCACCGUCAAUCCCGUGGCGAUGGAGGGCUCCAUCUCUCAGGUGAGGGCACUUCAGAAGGAUGUCGACAAGCACAGAGGAGCGGUGGAGCAGCUCAACACGGCUGCUGAACGCCUACUUGAGGUGGCCAACGCGGACACUGACGCUGUGACAGAGGAGAAGAAUAACAUUGGUAAAAGGUUGGAUAAGCUGGUGGAAGGACUGCAAGUCAAAAGGGAGUGCCUGGAGAAGAUCUCACACACGGUUAAAGAAUUUAACGAUGCCCAGAAAGAAGCAAAGAGUCAGCUCGAGGCAGCCAAGAAGCAGGUGGAUUCCUUCGAAUCCCAGGGGCUGCAGGCACACAGCAACAAGAACUUAACAAACAUGAAAGCCCAACAGAAGAGCUUAGAGGGAGUUCAGAACCAAGUGGAGCACAUGAAAACCUUGGCAAAGGAUCUCGUGGUGGAUGUUCCAGAUGUGGACGGAGUGACGGAGCUCUUACUGCAGGCAGAUAACGUAGAAAAAGAUUACAGCAGCCUUAACAAGAAACUAGACGAAGCGUGCCAAAUGUUGGAGAGCAAACUGCAGGGUAUCGGACAGUUCCAAAACAACAUCCGUGAGAUGUUUACCCACUUCACAGAGCUGGACGACGAACUCGACAGCAUGUCUCUGGUGGAUUUGGACUUGGCCACCCUCAAAGAACAACAGGACAGCAUUCAGAGUUUUGUGGCUAAGCUGCGGGAUCUGAUGGGGAACACCGCCACCGCUGGAGACAGCUGCAGGAAGAUGCUGAAAGAGUCCGAAUCGUCACCGGACCUGCUGGGCCUGAAAAGAGAUCUGGACGCACUGAGUAAGCAGUGUGGCAAACUGUUGGACCGAUCCAAGCAGAGGGAGGGCCAGGUGCAGAGCACGCUCAGCAAACUAGAGGAGCUUUAUGGUAAACUCCAUCAAGCCGAAGAAAAACUUGUCAAAGCUGUGGACAAGGACGCAUCCCAGGAGGUUGUUGGCAUGGAAACAGAUGUGAUAAACCAACAACUGGAGGCCUUUAAGGCUUUCCAGAAAGACGACAUUGAACCAUUACAGACACAGCUUCAUGACAUCAACUUGCUCGGACAGAGUCUCGUCCAAAAUGCUGCUAAAGGCACCAGCACCAAGAAACUUGAAGAUGACUUAGAGGGCAUAAACUCAAAGUGGAAUACCUUAAAUAAAAAGAUCGCUGAGCGUUCGGCGCAGCUGCACGAAGCCCUGCUGCACUGUGGGAGGUUUCAAGAUGCUCUGGAGUCUCUCCUCAGCUGGUUAACUGACACAGAGGAGCUUGUGGCCAACCAAAAACCUCCUUCUGCUGAGUUCAAAGUGGUGAAAGCACAGAUACAAGAACAGAAACUCCUACAGAGACUGCUGGACGACAGAAAGCCGACCGUGGAGCUGAUAAAAAACGAGGGAGGGAAGGUCGCAGAACUGGCUGAGUCUGUGGAUAAGGAGAAGGUUGCAAAAGAGAUUGAGUCCCUGGGGCAGAGGUGGGACACUUUGCUCAAGAAAGCUGAAAACAGGCAAAAGCAACUGGAGAGCAUCUUAGUGGUCACUCAGCAGUUCCAUGAAACUCUGGAGCCGCUGAGCGAGUGGCUUGCAGCCACAGAGAAACAUCUGAUCAACUCUGAGCCGAUCGGCACUGAGACGUCUAGGUUGGAAGAUCAAAUUUCUCAACAUAAGGCCUUAGAGGAGGAGAUUAUGAACCGCAGUAAAGACCUGUUUCAGGCUGUCAGUCUGGGCCAAAUGCUAAAAAUGGUGAGCUCGGCAGAAGAUAAGGAGUUUGUUCAGUCCAAACUGGACACCACUCAGGCCGGUUACAUAGAGCUCCAGGAGCGGUGCCGGAGGAAAGCUGACAUGCUGCAGCAAGCCUUGGCGAACGCCCAGCUGUUCGGAGAGGACCAAGUGGCCCUCAUGAAUUGGCUGAAUGAGGUGCACACCCAGCUGAGUGACGUGUCAUUGGAGGACAGCAAGUCUGACGUUCUAGAAAAGCAGCUGGCAGAGCAACGGACACUUCAAAGUGAUAUCGAAUCAAAGAAGAAGAACGUUGAUCAGGCCAUCCUUAAUGGGAUGGAGCUGCUGAAACAAACAACAGGUGAUGAAGUUGUUGUUAUCCAAGGCAAACUGGAUGGAAUAAAAACAAAGUAUGCAGAGAUAAACUUGAUGAGUGCAAAUGUUUUGAAGACACUGGAGCAAGUAUUGAGUCUCUCCAACAAGCUGCAGGGCACUCAUACAGACCUGAGCUCCUGGUUAGAAAGAGCAGAAGCCGAGAUAAAAAUGUUUGCUGAUCAGGAGCCAGCGGGCGAGCAGCUGACAUGUUCACAAAACAGGCAAAAGGCCUUAUUAAAAGAAACUAAAGAACAAAAGCCCGUGUUAGACAAGCUGAAUGAGCUGAGCAGCUCACUCCUGGAUCUGAUCCCCUGGCACACGAGGGACAGUUUGGACAAACUGGUGACCGAAGAUAACGAGCGGUACCGAGCCAUCUGCGACACCAUCACCCAGCGGGUCGACCGCAUCAACGCCGACAUCCUCAAAUCACAGCAGUUUGAGCAAGCUGCAGACGCUGAACUCUCCUGGCUGGCUGAGGCUGAGAGGAAGUUGCUGUCAGUGGGUGAUAUUAGGCUUGAGCAGGACCAAACCACAGCCCAGCUGCAAGCACAGAAGAUUUUCUCCAUGGACAUCAUGAAGCAUAAAGAUGUGGUGGAUGAGAUAGUGAAAACAGGAAAAGCCAUCUUGAGCAGCAAAAACUCUGAAGAGAAAGAAGCUUUGAAGGCCAAGACCAAGAGUCUUUUGGAGAAGUAUGGUAUCAUCAGUCAGCUGAAUUCGGAGCGCUGRCUGCAGCUGGAGCGAGCCCAGUCUCUGGCCACGCAGUUCUGGGAGACCUACGAGGAAAUGUGGCCUUGGCUACAGGAAACUUUAGGUACCUUCAGCCAGCUGCCCCAACCUGCCAUCGAGUACGAAACACUCAGGCAGCAACAAGAGGAGCUCAGGCAAAUGCGAGAGCUAAUCGCUGAGCACAAGCCUCACAUUGAUAAGAUGAAUAAGACGGGGCCUCAGUUACUUGAACUGAGCCCGAUGGAGGGAGCCCCCAUCAGAGACAAAUACACAACUYCUGACCAGCUCUACACCAAACUCAAGGCUGAUGUCAAGCAGAGAGCUGCCACUUUGGAUGAAGCCAUUUCCAAAUCCACACAGUUUCAUGAUAAAAUCGAUCCCAUGCUGGAGUCUUUGGGACGGAUUGCCGAACGCCUGCGUCAGCCUCCAUCCAUCUCAGUAGAGGUGGACAAGAUCAAGGAGCAGCUCUCUGAAAACAAGACCAUGUCUGUGGAUCUGGAGAAACUGCAGCCUUCCUUUGAGACGCUGAAGCAACGAGGUGAAGAGAUGAUCYCUCGAUCUGAAGGAGCAGACAAGGACAUAUCUGCCAAAGCUGUACAAGACAAACUGGACCACAUGGUUUUCCUGUGGAACGACAUCCAGGCCUUGCUGGAGGAYCGCGAGGCAAAGCUGCUGGAUGUGAUGGACCUGGCAGACAAGUUCUGGUGCGAUCACUGCGCUCUCAUCGUCACCAUCAAAGACAGUCAGGACCUGCUGAAGGAGCUGGAGGAGCCCGGAGUCGACCCUUCUGUUGUCAAGCAGCAGCAGGAAUUUGUGGAGGGAUUUAAGGAAGAAAUUGACGGGCUGCAGGAGGAGCUUGAUGUUGUUCAAAACCAAGGUGCAGAACUGAUGACUGCCUGUGGCGAACCUGAUAAACCUGUGAUAAAGAAAAGUCUUGAUGAGGUGAAUUCAGCGUGGGAAAACCUCAACAAGACUUGGAAAGAGAGAGUAGAGCGAUUAGAGGAAGCCAUGCAGGCCGCUGUGCAGUUUCAGGAUGGACUGCAGGGUAUGUUUGACUGGGUGGAUAUUCUGGAGAACAAACUGGAUACAAUGUCCCCUGUAGGCACAGACCUGGAGACGGUCAAGCAGCAGAUUGUAGAGCUCAAGGAGUUCAAAGGAGAAACGUACCAGCUCCAGAUUGAGAUGGAGCGUCUGAACCACCAGGCCGGCCUCCUGCUGAAAAAGGUGACGGAGGAGGCCGAUCGCUGUGCCAUCAAGGAGCCCAUGUCCGAGCUCAAGAUGCUCUGGGACAACAUGGACGAGAAGAUAAUCAGCCGCCAGCACAAACUGGAGGGCGGCCUCCUGGCUCUGGGCCAGUUCCAGCAUGCCCUGGAUGAGCUGCUGGCCUGGAUGAGCCACACCGAGGAGCUGCUCAACGAACAGAGAAAAGCCGCAGGAGACCCCAAAGCCAUCGAGAUAGAGCUCGCCAAGCACCACGUGCUCCAGAUAGACGUGUUGGCUCAUAAAUCAACCGUAGAGACGGUGAACAAAGCUGGUAAUGAAUUAGUGGAGUCGAGCGCUGGGGAGGAAGCUUCCAGUCUGCAGAGCAAACUGGAGAAUCUGAACCAGAGGUGGAAAGCCAUCCUGGAGAAGACGGAGCAGAGGAAGCAGCAACUGGAAUUGUCUCUGCUUCAGGCCCAAGGUUUCCAUGGUGAGAUCGAAGAUAUGCAGCAGUGGCUGAAAGACACAGAACGUCAGCUGUUGGCAUCAAAGGCUGUGGGAGGCUUACCAGACACGGCUCGGGAGCAGCUUAACGCCCAUCUGGAGUUGUGUUCUGCCUUUGAGGCCAAGGAGGAGCUGUAUCAGGAACUGCUAAACAAGGGUCACCAGRUGCUCGCGAUGACGCCUGAGGGUCCGGACAGCAACACGGAGCAUGACCUCACCAACCUGAAGGAGAAGUGGGAAUCUGUGCAGGCAAAGGUCACAGAGAGAAAGGCAAAACUAGAGGAAGCUCUAACGCUGGCCACAGAUUUCCACAACUCUCUUCAAGACUUCAUUGUUUGGCUAACCCAAGCAGAGCAGACGCUGAACAUAGUCUCCCCCGCUUCCCUCAUCCUGGAGACCAUCAUGUUUCAGAUUGAUGAGCACAAGAUGUUUGUGACGGAGGUGAARGCUCACAGAGAGCACAUCAUUGACCUGGACAAGGCAGGAACGCACCUGAAGUACUUCAGCCAGAAACAAGACGUGGUGCUGAUUAAGAACCUUCUGCUGAGCGUGCAGGGCCGCUGGGAGAAGCUGGUGCAGAGAUCUGUAGAGCGAGGGCGCCUGCUGGACGAUGCCAGAAAGAGGGCGAAACAGUUCCACGAGACCUUCAAUAAACUGAUGGAAUGGUUGGAGGAAUCUGAGAAGAGCCUGGACUCUGAAGUGGAAAUUGCCAACGAACCCGACAAGAUCAAGACACAGCUGGUGCAGCACAAGGAGUUCCAAAAAGCUUUGGGCAGCAAACACUCGGUGUACGACACCACCGCUCGAACGGGCCGAGCACUAAAGGACAAAACUGCCCUUCAGGAUGACAAACAGAAACUGCAGGACACGCUGAGCGAGCUGAGGGACAAGUGGGACACAGUUUGUGGCAAAUCAGUAGAAAGACAAAACAAGCUGGAGGAGGCCCUGCUGUUCUCCGGUCAGUUUACUGAUGCCCUCCAGGCUCUCAUCGACUGGCUGUAUAAAGUGGAGCCUCAGCUGGCUGAGGACCAACCCGUGCAUGGAGACAUUGAUCUGGUUCUCAACCUGAUAGAUAACCACAAGGUUUUCCAGAAGGAGCUGYGGAAGCGGACGGUGAGCGUUCAGGCUCUGAAACGUUCAGCGAGGGAUCUGAUCGAGAGCAGCCACGACGACUCCUCCUGGGUGAAGGUCCAGAUGCAGGAGCUGAGCACUCGCUGGGAGACGGUGUGCAACCUCUCCGUGUCCAAGCAGACUCGGCUCGAGCAGGCCCUCUGCCAGGCUGAGGAAUUUCACUCCACUGUUCACAUCCUGCUGGAGUGGCUAGCUGAGGCCGAGCAGAGUUUGCGAUUCCAUGGUAGCCUGCCCGAUGAUGAGGAGGCUCUGCAGGGGCUUAUAGAACAACACAAGGAGUUCAUGAGGAAGCUGGAGGAAAAGCGAGUGGGUCUGAGCAAAGCAACCAGCAUGGGGGAGGCCAUUCUCGGCAUCUGCCAUCCGGAUUCCAUCACAACCAUCAAACACUGGAACACCAUCAUUAAAGCCAGGUUUGAAGAGGUUCAGGCUUGGGCCCGGCAGCACCAGCAGCGACUGGCCACGGCCCUGACCGAUCUGUUAGCCACUCAAGAUCUACUGGAGAAUCUUCUGACCUGGCUGCAGUGGGCUGAGACCAACCUGAACGAUAGAGACAACGAACCCCUGCCUCAAGAGAUUGAAGAGAUCAAAACUCUAAUAGCAGAACAUCAGGCGUUCAUGGAGGAAAUGACCAGAAAGCAGCCAGACGUUGACAAAAUCACCAAAACACAUAAAAGGAAGCCUGCUGCGGAGCCUCAAAAUCAAUCUCAGAUUCCGGUUCUGGACAAAGGAAGAACUGGAAGAAAACGCUCUCCCACACAAACGAUGUACGCAUCGACCACACAGGCUCCUAUAGAAACCAAGAACCCACGAGUCAACCUGCUGGUCACCAGGUGGCAGCACGUGUGGCUGCUGGCCUUGGACAGGAGGAGGAAACUCAAUGAUGCUUUGGACAGACAGGAGGAGUUAAAGGAAUUUGCUAACUUUGACUUUGAUGUGUGGCGUAAGCGCUACAUGCGCUGGAUGAACCACAAAAAGUCCCGUGUCAUGGACUUCUUCCGCCGCAUCGAUAAAGAUCAAGACGGCAAAGUGACCCGACAGGAGUUCAUAGAGGGAAUUCUUUCCUCCAAGUUUCCAACCAGCCGGCUGGAGAUGAGCGCCGUGGCGGACAUAUUUGACAGAGACGGUGAUGGAUACAUUGACUAUUAUGAGUUUGUGGCAGCGCUCCAUCCCAACAAAGAUGCCUACAAGCCGUUAACAGAUGCUGACAAAAUUGAAGAUGAGGUUACACGUCAAGUUGCAAAAUGCAAAUGUCCAAAACGAUUCCAAGUGGAGCAAAUUGGAGCAAACAAAUACAGGUUCUACCUUGGAAAUCAGUUUGGUCUGGUUCACUGCUUACAUGACUCCCUAAUGGGCGAUGAGACAAUAGCAAACAGAGAAAAUCAAAAUCUUACCCACCAUCUACACGUUGCUGUUUUGGAAAGCUGUAUUCUGUUUGGAGACUCUCAGCAGCUGCGUCUUGUGCGGAUUUUACGCAGCACGGUGAUGGUGCGGGUGGGCGGCGGUUGGAUGGCUCUGGACGAGUUCCUGGUGAAGAACGAUCCGUGUKGAGUUCAUCACCACGGGAGCAAAAUGUUGCGCUCGGAGUCAAACUCUUCYAUUACUCAGUCUCCUAUAGGUUGGCAAAUCUCACACUUUCUCACCUUGCUCCAUGAACCCACUYGCGCUAAAGGCAGGACCAACAUGGAGCUGCGAGAGAAGUUCAUCCUCCCCGAGGGAACCACUCAGGUGAUGGCGAGUUUCCGCUACAGAGGUCGAAGGUCUCGGCCGUCGUCUAGAGGUGCUUCGCCCAACAGAUCCAUGUCCAGUCAGAGCUGCCCGAUUCCGACGAACCCAACAGCCAUCGGAACACCCAAGACUCCCCAACACAUUACCCGCAAUUAUGAUAAGCCAUGGCUUACAAACAGCAAAUCCUGCACUCCUCUUAAAUCAUCUGACUCUUUUGAGAGCCAAGGUUCAUCCUCAGAGAGUACAGCUGUCCAGGGAAGCAAGUUACGACUUCCUGGCUACUUAUCUGGCAAAGGAUUUCAUUCGGGUGAAGAGGGAACUUUGAUUAAYGCUGCUGUGCUGAAAGCUCGAACACAGACAAUUGGUGAAAUAAGAAAAAAUUUCAGCCGACCAGGAAGUAAAGCCGGAAGCAGAGGGAGCAGUCGCAGAGGAAGCGACGCCUCGGACUUUGACAUCUCAGACAUCCAAUCUGUGUGCUCGGACGCGUCGGAGACCGUCGGAGAGUCCGCUCGAGCYACGCCGCGCUCUGCGUCCCGCCAGCACGGAGGAAAACCCUCCAAGAUCCCCACUCCUCAAAGAAAACCCACUUCCACGAGCAAACUGGCCAAGGGGUCCAAGCAAUAGUCAGUGGCCUUGAAACCAAACAACCCAGGAACUAAURGCACCCUGAAAACAUAACAGACACUGGAGACGUCUACCUUAAGAGACUGCAGAUGCGAUGUUAUUUAAAUUGUUGCAAAGAUGUAAAAUAUUCUUUUAAGAGGCAAUAUGGUUUAAUAUGUGAGAAUGGAAUGUUGAUGGCCUUGUGUGUUUGUUUUUAAUGUAUUUUAUUAUUAUUUUUUUGUGAAAUUGUUUUUUUUUAUUAUACUUAAUUUUAUUUAUGCAAAUCCCAUAGAGGAUUAAGGAACACUAAAAAAAUCUGGGAAUAAUAAUUAACAUUUCUUCAAACUAAUGAAGGGCAACAAAAGCUGGGCAGUGUUUUUGAAAAGUGACCGAAUGUACUGUAUUUUAUCACCGGUGAUGUUUGGAGUAGAUGGUGGAUCACUGUACGGCUUCAGGCACUGCAGAUAUUUAUUUAAGUGCUAUGUUAUACUGCCACCUUGCAUUUAAAGGGCAAUGCAAUAUAGAACAAUAAUCCUUAGUAAGCACUCCGGAAAGGUUUGGAAACUCUUAUUUAUGAGACGUAGCAGAAACCUUGUAAUGAUGAAGUUUUCAAAUCCUAAUCGUUUGUUUGUCCGCCACUGCAGCCUGUCGUUUUCUUUCCUCCACUUUACAGUAAUGUGCCGCCUUGUAGAGGCGCCACUCCACGUAGCCGCGCUCUGUGCUUUCAUGUGUAUGUAUGGUUGUUUCGAUCGAGCUGAAAUUGUUACUGUAACUUUACUUUGUAAUAAACCUGCUUGCAGAAAGCCACCUGAAGCUACUGCGCUGUACAGAA
This is a messenger RNA of Austrofundulus limnaeus, 24209 nucleotides long. RefSeq names its product dystonin (gene dst). The record is from RefSeq and is a predicted model, not a curated record. Gene Ontology annotation, cellular component: hemidesmosome; membrane; cytoplasm. The transcript has 105 exons. Lineage: Eukaryota; Metazoa; Chordata; Actinopteri; Cyprinodontiformes; Rivulidae. Bases 143 to 23398 code for a protein of 7751 amino acids. Gene Ontology annotation, biological process: wound healing; intermediate filament cytoskeleton organization; hemidesmosome assembly. Gene Ontology annotation, molecular function: structural molecule activity; calcium ion binding; microtubule binding.